This is a messenger RNA of Ceratina calcarata, 2550 nucleotides long. RefSeq names its product venom acid phosphatase (gene Acph-1). Gene Ontology annotation, molecular function: phosphatase activity. NCBI's taxonomy places the organism in Eukaryota, Metazoa, Arthropoda, Insecta, Hymenoptera, Apidae. Gene Ontology annotation, biological process: dephosphorylation. The record is from RefSeq and is a predicted model, not a curated record. The transcript has 7 exons. Bases 952 to 2169 code for a protein of 405 amino acids.
GAUACAGUAAAUAUGCCUGGUUUUGCAUAAAAUUCGACAUACUGUUUCUGAAUGCUAAAUAUUGUAAUAUUUAGUACGAAUGUAUUCGUCACGUUGUCAUUAACUGGGAUGAACGCGUUCAAUUAAAACGGAUGGUGUCUACAAAAAUAGACAUUGAAUAGAAACUGUACGGUAUUUUCCGAGAACACGUUAUCCACUAUACAAUUAUUAUCAAUACAUAAUGAGAAAGUACGUGUAUGUAAAUGUUCAAUUACUGCAUAACUCUGAUAUCGCGUAAGAACGGGGAUUUAAAUUGCUUUUAUUUCAUUCCGAGAGUCAUUCAUCUGUCUGUCAACUAAUUAAAUCGGUUUUAAACUGACAAUUUAUUAUUCAUAUUAGCUUUUCUUCAAUACACUUUUCAACUUUCGUUAAGAGUUUAGUGUCCGUUUAUUUCAUUAUAGUGUGAAAUCAUUUAGGAAAUGAAGGAUCAUAAUUAAUUGGAGAAAAGAUGAGUAAGUAAGGAAACGAAGUGAAUAAUUUAAGAGGAAAUGGGAAUUACGUUCUCUGCGCCGAACAUUCCCAUUACCCGCGGGGAUCCUGACGAAUCCCAUUAUGCAUGCACGCAUAUUCGCUUUGUGGAAAUAUCGUCACCAUAUAAGAACCCUAAGAAAGUUUUCCUUAUCGGUUCGCGUGUAACCACGCGAUGAAAUGCAUGGGGGGUCAGGAAAACGGGAACUUCCAUCAUGUCCAUAGCUCUCAUCCUAAUGACACCGAAAUCGACGAUUGAGAAACAAUUCCUGAGAAAGAUAUAUCGCAUUUGACGUCUUCUCUCGCUUAAAAUCAUAUGCAUAUAAAGCAACGUGGCCAGUGUUCCACCGAGUGGUCUCACAAUCAAAGCUUCAACUAUCAUUAAUUGCCAGGGUGUUAUCGGUAUAUAGUAACAAUUAAAACAGAAUAUUGACCGGGUGCAAUAUGGUUUCGUUCGGCGGCCGCAUAAACUUAUUAUCGAUGUAUGCAAUUGUGGUUUUAGCUGCGUUAAUCGGCGUCACAACUGUUGGAGCAGAACUUAAGCUAGUGAACGUGAUAUUUAGGCAUGGCGAUAGAACGCCGGAUAAUAAUGCCGAUGAAAUGUAUCCGAACGACCCUUACCUCAACAGUACCUUUUAUCCAAUGGGUCGAGGCCAGCUGACAAAUGCAGGUAAGAUGCGUGAAUUCACACUGGGACAAUUUCUGAGGAAUCAUUAUGCGCCAUACCUGGGAAACAUUUACACGUCACAAUCGGUCUCGGCUCUCAGUUCUGAUUACGACAGAACAAAAAUGUCUUUGCAACUCGUUCUUGCCGGACUCUUCCCACCACACGAGUUACAAUUGUGGAAUCACAAUCUACAUUGGCAACCGAUUCCUGCCCAAUACUUGCGACGCUACGAGGACAACGUAUUCCUCCCAGAAGACUGUCUUUUAUAUGCAGUUGAAUACCAAAGAGUAUUACAGUCCCCUGAAGGAAGGGCUGGAAUAUCGAAAUAUAGUACGCUGAUGAAGAACUUGACCAAUUGGACUGGAAAAAAUAUAACUACACCUCUUGAUAUGUAUUAUCUUUACCAUACACUGAUGGCCGAGUAUUCGAUGGGUUACACUUUGCCACACUGGACGAAAGACAUUUUCCCAAAAGGAGAACUGUUCGACGGAACAGUAUUUUCAUACGACAUUGCUAAUUCGACGCCUUUACUGAAGAGACUGUACGGAGGUCCAUGGCUUCGAAUUGUUACCAAGGCCAUGUUAGACAUCGUGUCAGGAUCAGAAAAAGAUAGAAAAAAGAUGCAUUUGUUUAGUGGUCACGAAAGCAACAUUGCCGCCGUUUUACAUGCGCUUGGUGCUUACUAUCCCCACGUCCCGGAAUACUCCAGUGCUAUCAUAUUAGAACUUCAUCAUAACGUUAACGCCUAUUACGUACAGGUGGUUUACUACGUGGGUAUUCCGUCCAGAGCACACGUGGUGCAAAUACCUGGCUGUGAUGUACUCUGUCCAUUGGACAAAUAUCUCCAACUGGUGGAGGAGGUAUUGCCAUCGAACGAAGAAAUGAUUUGCGAUAAGGGUCUGGCAAGGGAAUAUUUGGACAAGAAGUCUACCGAAGAAUUAGAGUUAUUGAAAUAUAAUUUAAUAAGAACGGCAGGAGUUAUCGAAGCUAAGUAGCCGCGCAAAACAUUCAAGCGUGAAUUGCAUUCCUUUAAAACCAAAGGAAGCUCCGUAGUCUUCGUACAGGCUGUCUUUUAACGCGACGAAUAUUUAUAUGAUUAUAAUUGAACUUAAUGUAUAUAUAAUAAUAAUAUGGUAUUAUAUGAUUUAAACAAAAAAUAAGUAUUUUCGUAAUCGAUCAUGCACUUAACUUAAACAAUCAAUUUCAUAAUAGCGUAACUUGUGUAAUUCUGAACUGACGAUAUGAAGAAUGUAAAUACGUAAAUAAUUCUUAAUUUAUAAAUCAGUAACAUACUAAUUAUAUUGACGUCGUGCAAAAAAAAAUUGCAACGGACUGUAAUUCGUACUGCCUUAAUUAUUAUACCAGAUUUAUCUCUA